AGUCUUCUGCGUCAGUGGCUAUAUAUUUGGCCUUCCCCUCCGUUGUACUCUUCGGGGUAAGAGACAAGUGAUCGCUUUAGACGAUGGAAUGGCUCGAAGAAGUCACCUCCAUGCGCUUCGUGGUAUGUGUUGUGGUACCUGUGACGUUGCUGCUUGCUGCUUCAACGAGGUGGCGGCGGAAGCUGCCGUUUCCGCCGGGGCCGACGCCGCUGCCCAUCGUCGGUAACAUGUUGAUGAUGGGCCAGCUCACGCACCGCGGCCUCGCUAAGCUGGCGGAGCGCUACGGUGGACUCUGCCAUCUGCGCCUUGGCUUCGUCCACGUCUUCGCGGUGUCGACGUCGGAGAUAGCCCGGCAAGUCCUCCAGGUGCAAGACGCCGUCUUCUCCAACCGCUUCGCCACCAUCGCCAUCACCUACCUCACCUACGACCGCGCCGACAUGGCCUUCGCCCACUACGGCCCCUUCUGGCGCCAGAUGCGGAAGCUGUGCGUGAUGAAGCUCUUCAGCAAGAAGCGCGCCGUGUCGUGGGCCUCCGUGCGCGAGGAGGUCGACGCGGCCGUCCGCGCCGUCACGGACGGCGCCGGCGCCGCCGUCAACCUCGGCGAACUCAUGUUCAACCUCACCAAGAACAUCACCUUCCGGGCGGCGUUCGGGACGCAGAGCCACGAGAACCAGGAGGAGUUCAUCGCCAUACUUCAGGAGUUCUCCUUGCUGUUUGGGGCGUUCAACAUCGGCGACUUCAUCCCGUGGGUGAGCUGGAUGGACCUGCAAGGCAUCAACAAGAGGUUCAAGGUGGCACGAGAAGCACUCGACGGCUUCAUCGACAAGAUCAUCGAGGAGCACAUGGCCAACCCCAAGGAAGCUGACGCAGAGGAUUCCGACAUGGUCGACGAGAUGCUCGCCUUCUUCGAGGAGUCCCGCGACCGCACGAAGGAAAACGAGGCAGAUGAGCUCCAGAGAACGCUCAGGUUGACCAGGAACAACAUCAAGGCCAUAAUCAUGGAUGUGAUGUUUGGCGGCACGGAGACGGUGGCGUCCGCCAUCGAGUGGGCCAUGGCGGAGCUCAUGAAGAACCCAGAGGACAUGAGGCGAGUGCAAGAGGAGCUGGCCAGCGUCGUCGGGCUGCACCGGAAGGUGCGCGAGAGCGACCUCGACAAGCUCCCCCACCUCAAGUGCGCCGUGAAGGAGACGCUCCGCCUCCACCCCCCCAUCCCCAUCCUCCUCCACGAGACCGCCGAGGACUGCCAACUCACCGGCUACGCCGUCCCCGCUCGCUCCCGCAUCAUGAUCAACGUGUGGGCCAUCGGCCGCGACAAAUCAGCAUGGGAGGACGCGGAAGUGUUCCGGCCGUCGAGGUUCGCCCCCGGCGGCGAGGCGGCCGCGCUCGACUUCAAGGGCGGCUGCUUCGAUUUCCUGCCCUUCGGGUCGGGGCGGCGGUCGUGCCCGGGCAUGCAGCUGGGGCUGCACGCGCUGGAGCUCGCGGUGGCUCAGCUGACGCACUGCUUCAACUGGGAGCUGCCCGACGGCAUGAAGCCCGGCGAGCUCGACAUGGAGGACCUGUUCGGGCUCACAGCGCCGAGGGCGGUGCGGCUGGUGGCCGUCCCUACGCCACGACUCACCUGUCCCCUGUACUGAUGGAUCACCCCGUCCAUCCAUGUUCAUCAUGUCCAGUGUUUCCGGAAGAACCAAGACAGGAUUCGUACGCAUGCCAUGUCUGUGUGGGAGAUUGCUUCUUGGUCAACAUGGAAUCCAUGUUGCAGGCAGCAGAAAUAAAGAUGUAUGAUUGUGUCUCAUGUGUUGUGGUGGAACAAGCAGUGUGUCUCAUAUAUGUUAUCUGUCUCAUGUCAAAUAAAUAGACUUAAGACACUAUUAUUCUUAAGUCAAGCUUUUUUUUGUUA
Musa acuminata AAA Group (dessert banana) is the source of this 1897-nucleotide messenger RNA. RefSeq names its product cytochrome P450 84A1. The coding region runs from base 84 to 1634 and encodes 516 amino acids. Gene Ontology annotation, molecular function: oxidoreductase activity, acting on paired donors, with incorporation or reduction of molecular oxygen; monooxygenase activity; iron ion binding. The transcript is spliced from 2 exons. The record is from RefSeq and is a predicted model, not a curated record. Lineage: Eukaryota; Viridiplantae; Streptophyta; Magnoliopsida; Zingiberales; Musaceae.